CAGCAUAACUCAACCUCUUCCUCAUCUCUAGCUACCUUUGUUGUCCUCUUGCAACCACCCCUCUCCUUCUUGGAAAAAAUCACCCAAUUAAUGCACUUUCUAUAUAUACCACAUUCCCUUCUUCUUCUUCUUCACCCAUUCUCAUCCAUCUCUCUCUUUCUUCUUCAUCCAUAAUGGCAUCACAAAACCCACAACCCCAUCAUUUCCAUGACUCCCUUCCAUUCAUGGCGAACAAGCUAGGCGGUGACGGCCUCAUAGACGAGCUCUGCAAUGGGUUCAACCUCUUGAAGGACUCAGACAAAGGUGUCAUCACUUUCGACAGCCUCAAGCAGAAUUCUGCCUUGUUAGGCCUGCAAGGUUUCAGCGAUGAGGAUCUUCGCUCGAUGCUCCGGCAAGGUGAUUUUGACGGCGAUGGCGCGCUUAGUCAGCUGGAGUUCUGCGUGUUGAUGUUUAGAUUGAGCCCUGAACUCAUGGAGGGGUCUCAGUUGUGGUUGGAGGAAGCCCUUCAGCAAGAACUUAGAGAUGAUGGUUGUUGAUGUUGUUGUGCUUUGUUUUGUUGUGUUUCUUUGGUCACUUUUGGAAAUUGAAACGUACAUGUUUGACUAGUGAGAAGAGAGGGGGAAAAAUAGCAUUUGAGAAUUCGAUCCUCCAUGUAUAUUUCUCAGUUGAAAUAAAUUAUUAUGCCCAUUGCUAGCGUUUUAAUUAA
Lotus japonicus is the source of this 706-nucleotide messenger RNA. RefSeq names its product calcium-binding protein KRP1-like. Lineage: Eukaryota; Viridiplantae; Streptophyta; Magnoliopsida; Fabales; Fabaceae. Bases 174 to 536 code for a protein of 120 amino acids. Gene Ontology annotation, molecular function: calcium ion binding. The record is from RefSeq and is a predicted model, not a curated record. The transcript has a single exon.